This is a messenger RNA of Chara braunii, 3119 nucleotides long. NCBI's taxonomy places the organism in Eukaryota, Viridiplantae, Streptophyta, Charophyceae, Charales, Characeae. The record is from the annotation of a GenBank genome assembly.
UUUAAGUAGGCAGGAGUUGAUUCAAGAUGCAAUAGCCGGGCCGAAGAAUGAAGUUCGAGUGAGAGGGAUGAGGACGACUCGCGGACACCGAGAUCUGAGAGGUAGUCACUGUUGCGGAGGCACGGCAGAUGCGCGGCUUUGACGGCGUUGAAGAGAAAGGGAGAGUUUUUUUGUGUGUCUUCGUGGCACGCCAUUUGAGCUAGCGCCGUGUCCCAGCCCAGCUAUGGCGGCGAUGGUAGUGAUGGCGGCGUCCCCUCGUUUGUGGAUCGUUGUGGGAUUGAUAGCUUACAUGUGGACCUUCUCCACGUGGACACGUGGCGUGGAGUGCGUUGUGCCGUCGUCAUCGGGGGCCUCCUUGACCGCGACGCUGGAGCAGAGAGCGGCGGUUGCUGAGCAAACCCAGGCCUGGGCGCUGGGGCUCAGCAGCAAACAUUCUUCCCUCUCGCCGGACAUCGAUCGGUCGCUCGAACGUGGGACUGUCACCCUCCCGCCUUGCAACGCCACCGUGACGAAGGCGGCGGUGGUUGGCAAUGGGACGUACCGAACAGUUCAGGACGCCAUCAACAAUAUCCCGACUAGUCGAGGCAAUCGACGGUGGGUGAUCUGCGUGCGCGCCGGCGUGUACGUGGAGAAGGUGAGACUGAUGUCCUCAAACACCUACGUCACACUUGUCGGCGCCUCGCGCGAUCCGAAGAAGGUCAUAAUCUCGUGGAACGACACGGCGGGCACUGCCGAUCCUACCUCAACCACCGGCGGGACCUUGGGCACCUUUCGCUCCUACACAUUCGCUGCGGAAGCGUCCUACUUCACGGCCAUGUACAUGACGUUCAGGAACACGGCGCCCAGACCUGUGGAUGGGUCGCAGAACGGCCAAGCCGUGGCUCUGAGAGCCACGGGAGACUAUAUAUCCUUCUUUAGGUGUGACUUUUGGGGGUACCAAGACACCCUGUAUGCGCAUCAGGGGAUACAAUUCUACAAGAAUUGCAAUGUGAGAGGAUCGGUGGACUUCAUUUUUGGCAAUGCCACGGCGUGGUUUUACAAGUGCUACUUGUUCGCCGACGUCGUGACGAAGGGCUUCUUGACGGCGCAGAGUAGAGGGGCAGUGUCGCAGGGAACGGGGUUUGCGUUCUACGGGGGGAGUGUCAAGGGGACGGGAGUUGUGUACUUGGGUCGUGCGUGGGGGGUUGCCUCAAGGGUGGUGUUUUUCAAGACCUUCCUAGACAGCAUCAUCGCGCCCGCAGGAUGGGACGACUGGGGCAAGCCCACCGACGCCAUCUUCUAUGCGGAGUACAAGUGCUCUGGACCGGGAUCUGCCAGCUCUGGACGUGUGAAUUGGUCCAUCCAGCUGUCGGAUGCGGAGGCGAGGAUCUUCGGCUCCUGCGACUUCAUUAGCGCUAAGCAAUGGCAGGGCAGCUCCGGCCUGCCUUCGGCGGGAUUGCCCUGCUAGCUCAGGUAAAUAACAUAGCUAGAAUUUAACGUGGAGGUUCUCCACGGACUUGCAAACAGCGGAGCAGGAGUGUGUGUGUGUGUGUGUGUGUGUGUGUGUGUGUGUGUGUGUGUGUGUGUGUGUGUGUGUGUGCGUGUGUGUGUGUGUGUUUCGAUACGUCGCCUGUGUUUUACUAUGUGCGCCUUAAAACGCCGUCGGAAGAAAUACGACUGAGGCGGACUGUUUCGUCGGACUCUCAGCGGUUUGUCAGGAGCUUUUGUGUGUGUGUGCGGUGCGCCCGCGCACACUCGUUACCGGGGGGAAGAGAGAGAGAGAGAGAGAGAGAGAGAGAGAGAGAGAGAGAGAGAGAGAGAGAGAGAGAGUCGUUGAAGCGUUGGUUUAUUAUAGUUUAAUAGGCUGACAAUUGAGUGGGACUUUUCGGCUGCGCGUUGUCCAUGCUGCGUAGGAGGGGCCUGCGACUUUGGCCGCCUCUUGCAGGUUACUGAUCCCUUUGCCUGCCUCUUGCUGGUGACCUCCUAUCUCCCCUGGAGGCUUGCGUCCGCAGUCAUUGGCAGGAGCGAUCGUAUCGAAACGCAGCAGCUGGUGAUCUUCUUUUGACUCGUCAGAGGGAGAGAGCAUGCGUUGGAUGCCUCGGCCCUGAGCGGUGAUGUGAUCCAGUAGCCUUUAGUUUUUUUCGCUGUUUUUAUGCUCUGGUUAAUUAGUGCCCUCCCCUUCGAUCUCCCCGUCCUUCUCGUCAUUUUCUAUGUUCUUUCCUCUCUCUCUCUGGCUCCUUGUUUCUGCAGUUUUCCUAGUACCCUUGCAAGUUGCAACACGUCAGUGUAACUGGUUGCACUCUAGUAUUCUAGUAUGUUUUGGAGGACGAAUCUAGUGCAGGUAAUCGUCCGCAAUCCGAUGAAUUAUCCGUCGAACUUUGUCAUUUGGAAAGUUCUGUAUUGAAUGGCUCCAAAGUUUUGCAGGAAGGAAGCUAGGCGGUCGUCUGCGUGUUUUUAAGAUUUUAUUACAAUAAGUCAACAAGUUAAUGAGCGUGAUAUAUAGUCCCCCGGUUUUAUGAAUCGCCCCUUUUUAGUGCAAUGGGCGGAGUCAUCCAAUAAUGUAUCAGGAAGCUAGGUGGUCGUCUGCGUGUUUUAAGAUUUUAUUACUGCGGAGUCGUCCAAUAAUGUAUCAGGAAGCUAGGUGGUCGUCUGCGUGUUUUAAGAUUUUAUUACAAAUAAGUUAAGAAGUUAAUGAGCGUGAUAUAUAGCCUGUCUCUUAUACACAUCUAGAUGUGUAUAAGAGACAGGCAAUGGGCGGAGUCAUCCAAUAAUGUAUCAGGAAGUUAGGUGGUCGUCUGCGUGUUUUAAGAUUUUUUUCCAAUAAGUUUUAAUAAGUUAAUGAGCGUGAUAUAUAGCCCCCCGUUUUAUGAAUCGCCCCUUUUCAGUACAAUGGGCUGAGUUCAAGUUAUCGCCGAAAUGUAUAUGGAGUCAUAAGUGGUAGUUUGCCUGUUUGAAGAUUUGAUUACAAUAAGUUAAUUAGCGUGCUAUAUAGCCCCCCGUUUUACGAAUCGCCCCUUUUUAGUAUAAUGGGGCCGGAGCUAUCCACGAAAUGCAGCAGGUUUAACAGGUUGUACUGAUCGUCUGUGCCUGUUUUAUGAUUUUAACACAGUCUGUUUGUGUUACGUAGCCCAUUUUGUGAA